This is a messenger RNA of Dendronephthya gigantea, 1341 nucleotides long. RefSeq lists its product as uncharacterized. The coding region runs from base 65 to 1183 and encodes 372 amino acids. NCBI's taxonomy places the organism in Eukaryota, Metazoa, Cnidaria, Anthozoa, Malacalcyonacea, Nephtheidae. The transcript has 4 exons. The record is from RefSeq and is a predicted model, not a curated record.
AAGAAUAGUUUGAUUGCCUUCCUAAUGGCCAUUGUUAACGUUGUCAAGCAAGUUUGGUUACCGUAUGAAAAGUCAGAUGUCUGAGGAAGUCUUUGAAGAUGUUGAGGAGUUGAACACCGAACAGACAAAAUUCCAGGAAACUGAAACGCAAGAUGUUGAAGAGCCUCAUAGUGCAGAGUUGAACACCGAACAGACAGAAUGGCAGGGAACUGAAAUACUAGGUGCUGAAGAAGGACAACAUGAGGUGACAGGGAACCAAGAAUUUCAACAAAAUUUUGAAGAUCAGAUACCAACAAUCCAAAAACGGGAGUCAAAUUUCUGUUUAAAAAUGGUGUUUGGAAAAUGUGGUGGAAGGGUGUCGUGCAAAGGUUUUGAUGUUGUCAUCACAGAAAGUUGUUCAGAAAGUCGUUGUGAAACCCAACCAAUCAGUUUAAAAAUUCUCUACGAACUUCCCAGCGCCUCCUAUCGGAAACCGGACGAAAUUCUUCUUUCACCAUUUAUUAUGGUCGGAAACAUGUCGGAAGACGUAUCUGAACUACGACUUACGUUGCCAUUCUUACGAGAUCUACCCGAAGAUACCGACUCCAUGGCGAAGUGGAUCCGAUUCUACGGCGCGCCGUCAGGCAACGACACUCCCGUAUGGCGUGACAUAAGGACAGCCUAUGAGAUGGGUGCUUUCAUGGUGGAAAUAAGAAAGGAUCACGCCAAACUGUGUACCCAACAAAAUGUCACGUUCUGUAUCAUGGGCUCAAGAAUUGAACCCGCUGUGGUGUAUGAUUACGACGCAGGUUUGGAAGAGGAGAAUUAUGGGGCCCAGUAUAAUUACAACUUCGAAGAAUACGCCAGUUACUAUGGCGAUUAUGGCGCAGAAAAUUAUGGCGAGAAUUGUUACAACGAAAGUAAUGAUUUUGGCAAUAUUCCCGUUGGAAAAGUGAAGACAUCCGCUGAAAAUAAUAACACUCCCGAUAACUUUUCAUUAGCAAGCAUGGGGGUUCAGAAGGCAUUGGAAAAUCCUAUCCCCCGGCCUGCUCUUGGGCUUCCCCCUGAGCCACCAACCAAACCGCCACCUUCUAAACCCAGCAGCUCGACAUUUGACGAUGCUCCUGUAAAAAUAGAAACCAGGAAGAAAUUUAAAGUGAAAAAAGUGUGGAAAACAACCAAGUCUAAAAAGAAAGAUAAAUAGAACAAGCAUCAGUUUAGUUUCUCGUGGGCAUUGAAGCGAGAACAGUCGAAUUUUGGCGAAAAUAAAAGCUUGUAUCAAGUAUUUUGCGCAGUCAAGAGUUCCAAAGGCGCUGCUGUCUUGUGUCAAAAAAAAAUUGUUUCGAAUACGUUUGGCGCAUA